Schistocerca nitens (vagrant locust) is the source of this 1723-nucleotide messenger RNA. RefSeq lists its product as uncharacterized. The coding region runs from base 140 to 1465 and encodes 441 amino acids. The record is from RefSeq and is a predicted model, not a curated record. NCBI's taxonomy places the organism in Eukaryota, Metazoa, Arthropoda, Insecta, Orthoptera, Acrididae. The transcript has 8 exons. Gene Ontology annotation, cellular component: kinetochore; Ndc80 complex.
GUUCGAUAUUUUCUAACUGAGUUCGAUGCUGUUCCAACGGACAGUACGUCGAGAAAAAUAAACGAAAAUCAAUUAAUCAGUCACCACAUUUUCAUCUGGAGACGUCGUCCUUUUCCGACCUCAACUGUCGCUUGGAAAGAUGCCAGACAGCGAGUGUGCGGAAAAGCUACUUGAGAUAUUAAAAAAUUAUCAGAUUUCGGCAAUAUGUGCUCGAGAUCUGCACAAACUGUCAACUGACACGGUUAUUUUUAUUUAUCAGGAAUUACUUAAGCCUUUGGGAGUUGACAUUCGAAAUUUAAGGAAACCAUUGAAAAGUGAAACUCAGUUUCAUUUGUCUCAUUACGAUACUGAUUUUAGGUUCAUUAUGAAACUUUAUUCAGCAAUUGCCGUAAUUCUGAAAGAAGCUUCUUCCUUUGAAUUUGAUCUGAUGGAUAUUUUAAAGCCAGGUCUCUCUCGGACUUUUACUGUAGUUGUUAUCCUUCAUAAUGUCAUCCUGUUCAGAAAUUCAAGAAAGGAAGUACUUGAUGAGAUAGUUGAACAGGCAAGUGAAAAAAUUGAAAAAUUCAGAAAAUUGGCAGCUCUUAAAGAAAAACUUAGGGAUGACAUUAAUUGUCAGUCAAAAUAUGCAGCAAAAUUAGCAGUGCAACAGGAACAGUUGAAGAACCAAAUAAAUGAUGCAGAAGGGAGAAUUUUCACUUCAAUUGAAGAAAGAGAAAACAUUACAGAAUCCAUAGAGCCCUUGAGUAAAACUCUGGCUGAGUACGAUAAUGAAAUCCGCAAGCUUGAGACUGAAGGUAUUAAGUUGGCGCAGACAAUUGAGAAUCUGAAGAAUCAAAUCGUAUCCUCCCCAGCACAAUUAGUACAGAAUCUAGAAAACCUGAAGGCAACAGAACAGCAGAAGAAAGAAGAAGAGCAUGCUAUUAGUGAAGGACUGCAACGGAAGAAAUCCCAUUUUGAAAACCUGGCCAACUGUGUGCAAGUGGCAAAUGCGGUUAUGGAAGAAAUAAAAGACAUAAAUAAAUUAAUUGAUGAAAUUAGAAAUGAGGAAAUGGAAUUGGAACGGUUAGAAAUGGAGAAAACAAAGUUGACUGAAGAAGUAAGUAUUAAAAAAGAAGUAAUAGGGUGGAUAAAGCAUACUGCAGUGGAACUUCAACAACAAAUUAAAGCUUCGAAGGAGCAUUUAGCUGAAAAAAUGGAGAAAGCUCAAGAGAAAGUGAUAGAACUUGACAAGAAGAUUGCACUAAAACUUAAAAACAUAGAAGAGAGUAUGCAUACAAAGCAAAAUAGUGCAAAAGAUCUUGAGGAAUAUAAAGUCAAAAUUACUAAGGAGGAGGAAAAACAAAGUUAUGCUCUGCUGAAAAUUGAAAAGGAAUCUGAAGAAAUUAUUCAGGAGGCGCAGGAGCUGAUCCAUGCAUUCAAUCACUUACGGCAAGCUGUUGCAGAACUACAAAGGUCGAAAAAGUGAUGGAACACGUCAACACACAUCAGCUUGUGGACGAGUAAUAGUGAUCUUUCUGCCUUUACCUCCAGCCAGCUACCACUUGAGAUAUUUUUUAUAUGUACAUUAUCCAGCUAGUUUUAAAACUGUACAAUAGUUAACUACUGGUGAAUGAGGGAUAAAUUUUUGUGUUUCCUUGACUCCAUAAAGUAUUGUUUUAACUCUUUGGAAAUCACAAUCUAAAAGCUAUUCAUAUUUUAGUUUAUAAAAAUAAGUGAUUUACUG